AUGGCUCUCGCCGGCCCGCUCAACCUCGGACUCCUCUCCGACCUCCCCGGCCUCCGCCACCUCAGCUUCAUCAACAACAGCUUCGACGGCGGCAUGCCCGACAUCACCAAGCUGCCGGUUCUCAAGUCCAUAUACCUGUCAGGGAACCGCUUCUCCGGCCAUCUCAGGGAUGAUCUGUUCCAGCCGAUGCGGGCGCUGAAGAAGGUGUGGCUUUCGCGCAACAACUUCUCCGGCCAGAUCCCCAGUUCUCUCAUCUCGCCGGAGAAGCUGAUGGAGGUGGGUCUGGACGGGAACAUGUUCGAGGGGGAGAUUCCACCGCUGUGGCAGCCGGACCUCCACCUCGUCAAUGUCGCCUUCAACGAUCUCGAGGGCCCGAUUCCCGCCGGUCUCGCCAACAUGAGCACCACCUUUUUCCAAGGCAACAAGAAUCUCUGCGGCCUUCCUCUUGCAGUUGUAUGCUCGCCGUCGUACUCCGAUAAGAAGCAGCUCUCCCCUGUUCUCAUCGUCGGCGUCAUCCUGAUCUCAAUUAAACUUUUGCUACUACUCAUCAUGCUCAUCACCUGCCUCCUCCAUCGCCUCCGAUUGCAGAAAGAAGCCGCCGAACAGCCUCAGUCCGGCGAAGCUGAAACCAUCGAUCGUUUGAAAGCCGUCGGUGUGCAGGCCGGAGCGGGAGCGGCAAUAACAGAGCGCCGCCAUGGGGGGAGCAAGAAGGUUCCGAAGAAAGAACAGGGGAAACUGUCAUUCGUCUCGGAGGAGAGGAGGAACUUCGACCUCUCGGACUUGCUCCAGGCAUCCGCCGAAGUGCUCGGCAGCGGAAACUUCGGCUCCUCCUACAAGGCUUCCUUGAUCGACGGCCCCGCCGUCGUCGUCAAAAGAUUCAAGGAGAUGAAUGCGGUGGGGAGAGAAGACUUCCAAGAACACAUUGGGCGGCUGGGGAGGCUGUCUCACCGUAACCUCCUUCCUCCGGUCGCCUACUACUACCUUAAGGAGGAGAAGCUGAUCAUCACCGACUACGUUCCCGGCGGAAGCUUGGCUCACAUGCUUCACGGCAACGUCGGCCCGGAACCUCCGGUGUUGGAUUGGCCGGCGCGUUUAAGGAUCAUCAAAGGGAUAGCAAGGGGCCUGGCUUACCUCUCCGAGGAGCUCCCGACGCUGACGCUCCCCCACGGCCACCUCAAGUCCUCCAACGUGCUCCUCGACCCGUCGCUGGAGCCCUUGCUCACGGACUACGCCCUCGCGCCGGUGAUGAACAAGGCCACGGCUUCCCAGGUGAUGGUGGCCUACAAGUCCCCGGAGUGCGCCGGGCACGGCCAGCCCUCCAGCAAAAGCGACGCCUGGAGCUUCGGCAUCCUCGUGCUCGAGAUACUCACCGGCAAGUUCCCGGCCACGUACCUGAGAGACGCCGCCAGCGCCGAUUUAGUCAGCUGGGUGAGCUCAGUGGUGAAGGAGAAGCCGGCCAGCGAGGUGUUCGACAAGAACAUGAACGAGAAGCAAGAAGGAGAGAUGUCCAAGUUGCUGCACCUUGCACUGGCCUGCUGUGAGACGAAGGUUGAAGAGAGAAUGGAGUUGAAGGCUGCACUUGAAAAGAUCGAAGAGUUGAGAGGAGAGGAGAAUUAUGAUGAUGUUGAUAAUUGUGUGAGAAACAACAUUGAGAGGGAACGAUAUUCCUCAAAAACAGUCUCCGGCCAUGAGCUUUCUUUAUCUAGAUAAUUGAUUGGGAGUGACUGAAUUCAAAACAAUUUGAAAACGACGGCAUUUUUUUAACUGAAUUGUGCAUUCCUAUUACGCCUCUCUCCUUUCGUUUUCAUCGAUCUCCUUUACAAGGCUGCAAGUAUAAAAGUUGGAUCGAAAUUGUGGGAGAAGCGAGCUAAUGUUAGAAGCCAAGCUUCAUGAACU
This is a messenger RNA of Zingiber officinale, 1896 nucleotides long. RefSeq names its product pollen receptor-like kinase 4. The record is from RefSeq and is a predicted model, not a curated record. The coding region runs from base 1 to 1710 and encodes 569 amino acids. The transcript has 3 exons. Lineage: Eukaryota; Viridiplantae; Streptophyta; Magnoliopsida; Zingiberales; Zingiberaceae. Gene Ontology annotation, biological process: protein phosphorylation. Gene Ontology annotation, molecular function: ATP binding; protein binding; protein kinase activity.